AUGGAGGACCUUAAGGCGUUCGAAUGGCGUUUACGCGAAGUGAUUCAAGGUCUCCAUCCGAAAGCAAGACUGUGGCGUGCCUUAUUGUCUCUCGUCAGUCUCUCAUGCUUGAUUACAGCUUACUUUUGGUUGAUGGACCCGACAACUUACCAGGUUGGGUUUCUCGGUUCUCUGCAAAAACAUCCACAAUUCGUGCUUACUUUACUCACAUUGGCCAUUCUCUUUUUGAUGGGUGCGCACAAAAAGGUCAUACUACCCAACAUAAUAGCACAACGCAGUCGUGUGGUUCUGGCUGAGUACAAUAUGACAUGUGACAACUCCGGCAAACUAAUUUUGCGCCCCAAACCAAAUCUCUGA
Molecule: messenger RNA, 357 nt
Organism: Echinostoma caproni
Lineage: Eukaryota; Metazoa; Platyhelminthes; Trematoda; Plagiorchiida; Echinostomatidae
Source: the annotation of a GenBank genome assembly